CAGUUUAAGAAGUUUUUUAGAGUUAUUACGUCACUUCUUGUUUUCCAUUUUUAAAGUCAUGUUUCUCCCUGUGAGUACAUUCCUGUAAUUUUUGACUGGUAGGCACAUCAAGUACAAGCCAUGUUUCCACACAUGCCAUUGGACAUCAUCAUGGAUGAUCUCAGACACACUCAUUCACUGGAAGUCACCAUUGAUAACAUUCUACAAGGAAACAUUGCUGUACCAUCUGUGUGGACGCCUCCUGAAGAUCAGUUAAUUCCUGAGGAUUCUGAACUCCUACAGAUAGCACAGCCAAAUUCAAUGACUGCAUCAAGUGCAUAUGAUGAGAUUGAGAACCUAUCAACUGAGGAAGAACAAGGAAGUCCUUCCAUUACGGAAGAGAUAUUUGAAGAUGAGCUGGAGAUGUGGGAACCGCAACAAGAGGAAGCUGCUCCAUUGGAGGAGCGAGAAGAACGCCCUUCACCUGGAAAAGCAACUGCAGCGGGAGACAGAUAUCUCCCUGGUCCUUCAUCAUCAUCAGUGGAGUUUUCUUUGCAACCUGCUGUCAGGCAAUCUGUCCUGUCAACAAGAAAAGAGACAAUGCUACAGCAAGCGAGAAAGUAGGUCCAUCACUUUGAGAUUACAAAGGAAGGGUGUUAAUAGCAGCCCUAGGCUCGGUUUCUGCUGCUCUUUCAAAUAUCUCAUUCUUUGCUGGGAGUGGAGGAGGAGGUCUAACCUGCCAUCAUACCCUCCCUUCUUGUAUUGCCAAAAAAAUUACACCUGAUCACAGUGUAGAGUAGUGCAGGCCCUUGUUCCCAUCCGUGGCUGGUAACAAAGCCUAUUUUAGCCCUAGGGGAGAGUUUU
This is a messenger RNA of Orbicella faveolata, 843 nucleotides long. RefSeq names its product E3 ubiquitin-protein ligase AMFR-like. Gene Ontology annotation, cellular component: ubiquitin ligase complex; endoplasmic reticulum; cytosol. Gene Ontology annotation, molecular function: ubiquitin binding; ubiquitin protein ligase activity. The record is from RefSeq and is a predicted model, not a curated record. Gene Ontology annotation, biological process: protein K48-linked ubiquitination; ubiquitin-dependent protein catabolic process; endoplasmic reticulum unfolded protein response. NCBI's taxonomy places the organism in Eukaryota, Metazoa, Cnidaria, Anthozoa, Scleractinia, Merulinidae.